AUGAGCACUGCUUAGUAAAGAAUUCAAGAUUUAACUGAUCCAAGUUAAGCAUUUGUUGACUGCAUUUUAGCAUUUUCCAGAAACCUAGAAGCUGAUAAUGUCUCUGUGGAGCUGCAGGAUUUAUUUUUCAAAUUUGCAGAGGGCAGAAACACUCUGCCUGAAAAAUGUGGGCAAACAGUUAUUGAUUCAUUUUUAGCAAUAUUGGUGUCAAUCAUUAGUUUCAACUAGUAUCAGAAAACUGCAGUGAGAGCACUUAAGAUACUCUUUGAAUUUCUUAAAAAUGUUAUUCUAGCCCAAAGAGAGGAGGAUGCAGAUAUGGGUUUGGACUUCGCAACAUUUCUGUUGAGAUAUCACAGAGAUUUGGACUAUGCUGACUUCUCAGAUGACCCACUUGUUACUCACAAGAUAAAAAGAGCAGAAACAUAUAGAAGCUGGGCAGAUAUUGAAGAUCUAGCCAAUGGAUUUGAAAGUCUGUCUACUAAUAUUGAGCAGCAUCAAGUUACUGCUGCCAACGCCUUCUAAGAACUAUACAACUAUAUUGAAAAGACGAAGAAAGAAAUGCAGGCAAAAGACGAUGAGACUAAGACCUAGAUUCUUUAUGUGAAAGACGAUUUAAGGAGACUAAUGGGAGUUUACAAUCCUGACAAAGAUGAAGUGCUUAAGGACUUCAGCCAAGUCAAGAGUUAAGUUGGCGAUUUCUUAUCUGAAAAAGUCAGGAGUCUUGAAGUUUAAAUUGAGGAUAAACUAACUAAGAGAAUAGAAGCAUUAGAAAAGGGCAUACAACUUGGCAUGGCUACUAAUCAACAGCCAAAAAUUAAUAUAAUUACUAAUCCUGGGGGGCAAGGUGGAGACCAAGUUGCUUAGUAAUUAGCUCAGAUGAAGAGCUAGUAAGUUUCAAGUAACUAGUCGCAAAAGCAAUUAAAUGACAUCAACAAUAUGAAGCUGGAAGAAUCAUUGAGAGAUCAUGUGGAAAUCCUUCAAACUCUGAAUGCCAAAUUGAACAAUCACAUCUAGCAGUAGAACGAGCAGAGAGUUUUUAUCAAUGAAAGAUUUGACAAGCUAGAAAAAGUUGGAUUAAACAGGGAAAUCGAAAGCAUACCAGCUAAGUAUGAUUUGAUUCAAUACGAGUCUACUUUAAAGAAGAUCAUAAAUGAUAUCGAGAGCAUAAGAAAUGACUAGAUAGCCAGCAAGGAAUUGGAAAAUGUCAAGAGUCAGGAGGUAGAUGCCUUCUUCAAAAAGACUGCUAAUGAGUACUUUAUAAAGUUAAGGCAGAUCGAAGAAGAAGUCAAGUCAUACGAGAAGUCAAUAUACAGAAUGGAGAACAAGAUUAGCAUUCUUGAGCAGGAGAUAGUUGAUCUGAAGAACAUGCGCAAAAAUAACGCUAGAUCUCAGUAGUUGAUCAAUAUUACGCCUGACUACACUGAGAAGUUUGACAUACUCGUUGAUGAAGUCAACUAACUUUGGAGUUUCCUUCAGAGAUUCAUCGACGAGUCAGUCAUUGAUGCAAUCAGCGUAAUCAAAUCUCCUGAUCAUGCCUUCAAAGAAAAGAUGAAUGAGAUUGAGUGGCUGGCAAGGAAUGCGGAGUUCCUAUCUCCAGACUCAAUCACUAAAUGCCUAAUGUCUUUUAAGGAGCUAUAUAAUACAGAUAACAUGCCAACGAAGAAUGCUUACAUCAAUGCCAAGCAUACUUCUAAUUCAGUAAUAACUGUAGUGCAUUUGAUUGAGCACACUAAGAUGCUGAACAGAGAUGAUGAGACUAUGUCAAGAUUAGCUAUACUUGUGAGUAUCCUGGAGCCAUUACUGAUAAAUGAUAUGAAUCUUGAUAAAGCUCUCAAUGCUAAUGCUAUGGAACAGCUGCUAUCACUUUACUACUUGCCAGAUCAAUUCAAAAAUUCAGAGUUUGACAGUGAAUCUAGAAAGAAAUUCCCAAUCUAUUUGAAAUACACCUUAAGAUGUAUAACCUCUUGCGUCAGAUCUCCUCUUGGUGUGGCCUAACUCGUUAAAGUACAAACUUCUCUUGGGUAGAUCUUAGAAUUUCUUGAGAAAGUAAAAGAUGAGGAAAUUCUGGCUAAUUCAGCAAAGAUACUCAGAAUAGUCCUCAGAGAUGAUAAAUGGUAUGAGUUGGUGACAUCCUAGCAUUCAGACCUGGGCAAUACUUUGCUUGUUUCAAUUGAUAAAUACUCCUUCAGUGAAGUGGUUCUGACAGAACUACUGGCAGCAUUGAGAAAUUUCACAAGGGUCUCAACUAAAGUAGUAUACGUUGCAAAGACACAUAUUAAUCCCUUGAUAAGUUUAGCUAUAUAGCCACCUAAUGACAAGUAAAUUACAUCAUCUAAUAUCAUUUAAAUAGAGCGUAUCAACUUUCGGUAUAAUGCUUGA
Stylonychia lemnae is the source of this 2379-nucleotide messenger RNA. The record is from the annotation of a GenBank genome assembly. NCBI's taxonomy places the organism in Eukaryota, Ciliophora, Spirotrichea, Sporadotrichida, Oxytrichidae.